Betta splendens (Siamese fighting fish) is the source of this 1304-nucleotide messenger RNA. RefSeq names its product potassium voltage-gated channel subfamily H member 4-like. NCBI's taxonomy places the organism in Eukaryota, Metazoa, Chordata, Actinopteri, Anabantiformes, Osphronemidae. The coding region runs from base 107 to 1174 and encodes 355 amino acids. Gene Ontology annotation, molecular function: voltage-gated potassium channel activity. Gene Ontology annotation, cellular component: membrane. The record is from RefSeq and is a predicted model, not a curated record. The transcript has 7 exons. Gene Ontology annotation, biological process: potassium ion transmembrane transport; regulation of membrane potential.
UUGAAUCAGUGCACGUGUUGCAUUAAACUAGUGGUAGCCAUAGCAACCGCGCCCGCAUUUCCUGGCAUCUCAGCUACUGUAGACAACUAAACUAAAAGUUACAAAAAUGAAAGGACAAACCGGCCAAAGACGCAACAAACCAGCAUUUUUCCCUUGGAAAACACCUGCUGAGCCUUUGAUGCCGGCAGGAAGAGCGGCUGAAGGGAAGAGGUCAGGCUUCAUUGUGUAUCACAACAGUUUGGCCAAAACCCUGUGGGACGUGCUGAUCCUACUGGCCACCGUCUACGUGGGCGUGUGUGUGCCGUACAACAUCAGCUUCAGCACACACCACACCCUCGUCAGUGACAUCGUUGUAGAAGUGCUCUUUAUCAUAGAUAUCAUCUUAAAUUUUUGUACUUCUUACGAGGGGAAGUCCGGGCAAGUGGUUUAUGAGGCGCGCGCAGUCGCCAGAAAAUACAUCAGAACCUGGUUCUUUGUGGACCUGCUGGCUGCCGUGCCCUAUGACUUCUUCUAUUUCUUUCAUAUCUCAAUGACCGAUUUCAUCCACCUGGUGAAAAUAGUCCGGCUGCUGCGCCUCCUGCGGUUCUUUCGGAAGAGUUAUUUACACAAUUCCGCCAUAGUUCUCGUCAUACUCAUGUCUGGGUUCGCCCUGUUGGCUCACUGGAUAGCCUGCGUCUGGGUGGUGAUUGGGCUCAGUGAACUGCAGUCGGAGGAGAGCUGGAGCAUCUGUUGGCUUCAACAGCUGGGAAAACAUCUGGACACACCUUAUGUCAACAGCACAACAGGUGGCCCAUCCCAAUACAGCAUGUACAUCACUGCGCUGUACUUUAGCCUCAGCAGCCUGACCAGCGUGGGCUUUGGAAAUGUCUCUGCCAACACCGACGCCGAGAAGCUCUUCUCCAUCUGCACCAUGUUUAUUGGCGCCUUGGUGUUCAGCACGAUCUUUGGCAGCGUCACAGCCAUCCUAAUGCGUACAUUUUCGCAUCCUUCAUCCAACACUGCACAUGUGAUCAAGCAGGAGUCCAGGCGUGUCCAGCCUUCGCCCUCUGAACGUACGGCGACGUGCCAGCAGGGGACAGACGAUCGACCGUGGGACAGAAAACCAGCUUCCAGAGGUAAUGAAAGACCAAAAAGGAGUCAAGCCGGAGGUAAUCUGAACAAAAGCUGGUGUUGAUCCACAAAUGUUUUAGUGUUUACUUUUACCUUUUUCUUUUCUAAACUGUAUUUGAAAGUAUUUUUACUUACUAUUUUAAAUUGUUAAAUGAAUAAACUAAUCUGAAACAGAAUCUUGUACACUGCUUGAA